UGGUGCUUAUGUCGUAUUAUUUGUUACCAAAGUGAUGGUCCAAAGACAUCUCUUUAAUAUGGAUCGAUCUGGCAUGAUCUUAUUGGUCAUCACUUUACCAAAAAUGAACCUAUACAGACCAAAACUAUUGAAAGGAAUUGCACUAGAAUUUUUAAACCCAACUAAUAAUUUUCCAAGUUGUAUUAUCUAUAAAUACCUCUCCAUGCUUUUGCAGCUCUUCAUCCCUCCAUCCUAUUACUGUCUUUCAUAGCUUUCUAUUCUACUAAUAACAAACAAGCCUACAAUGACAUUCUUGCCCAAUACACUUCCCAACCACUUUCUUUCUUUCCCACCCUUUUUACUCUGCCUCAUUAUCCUUGCAUUCCCCACUUUUUUUGAUUAUGCUGCUUUUGCUUCUUCCUUAACUACUGGAAAACAACCAAGUGAAGCCACGGCUCUCUUGACGUGGAAAGCUAGCCUUCACAACCAAACUCAAGCUCUCCUGUCCUCCUGGGUUGGAAGCAACCAUUGCACUUGGCUUGGAAUUGGUUGCAACAAGGCCGGUAGAGUUGCCCAUAUAGAGCUUGAGGGUUAUGGUUUGAAAGGUACUAUUUCCAAUCUUAAUUUAUCAUCCUUUCCUCAUCUCCUCACCCUUGAUCUUUUUAACAACUCACUUUAUGGGACCAUCCCCCCCCAUAUUGGUAGCCUUUGGAGACUCACCUACCUUAUCUUGUCACUUAACAAUCUCUCUGGAACAAUUCCGACCGAAAUAGGCCAACUAACUAAUCUAAGGGGCUUGUCCAUGUAUGGAAACCAAAUCGGUGGCUCCAUUCCUCAACAAAUAGGAUUGCUCAGCUCUCUCAAUAUUCUCAACUUGUAUACUAACAAUCUCACGUGUUCAAUCCCUUCUUCAAUUGGAAACUUGGGCAACUUAACCAUAUUGUACCUUUAUGACAACCGACUUUCCGGAUCAAUCCCUCAAGAAAUUGGGAUGCUGAGGUCUCUUGUUGAUCUCGAACUCUCAAGGAACAAGCUCACAGGUUCAAUCCCUGCAUCUAUAGGGAACUUGAGCAACUUAAUCACUCUGUACCUUCAUCACAACCAACUUUCCGGAUCAAUCCCUCAAGAAAUUGGGAUGCUGAGGUCUCUCAUUGAUCUCGCACUCACAAUGAACAACCUCACUAGUUCAAUCCCUGCAUCUAUAGGAAACUUAGGCAUGUUAACCACUUUGAAGCUUGCUGAAAAUAUGCUUUCAGGACUCAUUCCUUCGACAAUUGGAAACUUGACAAAGUUGAAUGCAUUAGACUUAAGUCUAAAUUCAUUAUCAGGCCCCAUUCCGUCAGAGAUAGGAAAUUUAAAACAACUUGGUUAUUUGAUUGUCAUUUAUAACCAACUCACUGGCUCUAUUCCUCAAAGAUUGAACGAUCUUACACAUUUGAAAUGGUUUCAGAUAGCUUACAACAAGCUCGCUGGUCAUUUACCAGAAAACCUAUGCUUUAGUGGAUCACUUACAAGUUUAGCUGUACAAAAUAAUAAUCUCACAGGUCCCAUCCCUAAAAGCCUGAAAAAUUGCUCUAGCUUAUACAGAGUUAGGCUUGAGGGAAACCAACUUUCGGGAAAUAUAUCAGAAGAUUUUGGCAUAUACCCAAGCUUGGAUUACAUUGAUUUGAGUCAUAACAAUUUUUAUGGUGAGCUAUCUAAAAACUGGGGAAAAUGCCACAAUUUAACUAGUCUCAAAAUGUCUAACAAUAAAAUUUCUGGUAAGAUACCAUCUGAAUUAGUAGGGGCAACUCAGCUAUCCGUUCUUGAUCUCUCUUCAAAUCAUCUCAUUGGGGAGAUCCCAUUGAAAUUGGGAAGGUUGGUUUCACUAUUCAAGCUUAAGCUGGAUGAUAACUAUCUAUUGGGCAAUAUUCCUCCAGAAUUAAGUAAGUUGUCCAAUUUAGAGAACUUUAACUUGGCAGCAAAUGAUCUUAGUGGCUCAAUCCCUAGAGAACUUGGAGACUACUUAAAACUAUUGAACUUAAAUUUGAGCAAUAAUAGAUUUGGGGAAAGCAUUCCUAUUGAAAUAGGCCAGAUCAAUACUCUUCAAAGUCUUGAUCUUGGUAAUAACUUGCUAAUUGGUAAGAUACCACAACAGAUUGGCAAAUUGCAAAGAUUAGAAACAUUGAAUCUCUCCCACAAUGAGUUCUUUGGUUCUAUACCAUCAUCUUUCAAUAAAAUGGUAAGUCUUACUUCCGUUGAUGUGUCAUACAAUCAGUUAGAGGGUCCUCUUCCUGACAUCAAGGCCUUCCAAGAGGCUCCAUUCGAGGCACUCAAAGGUAAUAAAGGUUUAUGUGGUAAUGCUACUGGUCUGAAGGCUUGCUUGACAAAAUUGAACAAUGGGGAUGUUGAAAAAAAGGGCAAGAAAGUUAUGUUACUAACUGUACUUCUUGUUUUUGGAAUUUUGUUUCUUUUGCUAAUAGUUCUUGGCAUUUUCAUGGCUUUUCAUAAGAAAGUGAGGAACACAAAAAACGAGCCAUCAAGAGUAAACCAUGAUAAUGCUUUUGCAAUAUGGAGCUAUGAUGGAAAAGUGGUCUAUGAAAAUAUCAUUGAAGUCAGUGAGAACUUCAGUGCCAAAUAUUGUGUUGGAGAGGGAGGAUAUGGUGCCGUUUAUAGAGCUGACCUACCAAAUGGUCAAGUAGUUGCUGUGAAGAAACUUCAUGCAGCACUUGAUGGUGACUGGGCUAAUCUAAAAGGGUUUACAAGUGAGAUCCGUGCAUUAACUGAGAUUCGGCAUCACAACAUUGUAAAGCUGUACGGUUAUUGUUCACACCCAAGGCACUCAUUUUUGGUUUAUGAGUUCUUGGAAGGGGGAAGCUUGGGACAGGUGCUGAGUAUGGACGAUGAUGUAGUAGUCUUUGAUUGGAUUAAGAGAGUGAACACUGUUAAAGGUGUGCAAAUGCUCUGUCUUAUAUGCACCAUGAUUGUUUUCAACCAAUCAUCCAUCGAGACAUAUCAAGCAAGAAUGUUUUGUUUGAUUUGGAGUAUGUGGCUCACAUCUCUGAUUUUGGCACAGCUAGAUUUAUGAAUCUCAACUCAUCCAAUUGGACUUCCUUUGUUGGGACCUUUGGUUAUGCUGCUCCUGAACUUGCGUACACAAUGGAAGUGAAUGAGAAGUGCGAUGUAUAUAGUUUUGGGGUGUUG
Messenger RNA from Camellia sinensis, 3162 nucleotides. Lineage: Eukaryota; Viridiplantae; Streptophyta; Magnoliopsida; Ericales; Theaceae. The record is from RefSeq and is a predicted model, not a curated record.